UUGCAAAUAUUGGGAUGUCGAAAUUGACAGCUCUUGUGGUCUACGCUUCAGACCAGACUCACUCCACGUUUUCCAAGGCUUGCAAACUAGCUGGAUUAAAUCCCUCCAAUAUUAGACUCUUGCCGACGUCACUCGACACUGCAUUUUCUCUAUCUCCAUCCACUCUUCGCAAAGCUAUACAAGAUGACGUGGCAUCUGGGUUGGUCCCACUUUACCUAUGUGUAACUGUGGGGACGACUUCGACCACAGCUAUCGAUCCAGUAGGCCAGCUUGCUGACGUGGCAAAUGAGUAUGACAUGUGGAUACACAUUGAUGCUGCGUAUGGUGGAAGUGCAUGCAUAUGUCCAGAGUUUAGGGGCUACCUAGAUGGGGUUGAACGAGUCGACUCACUGAGCUUGAGUCCACAUAAAUGGCUACUCAGUUAUUUGGAUUGUUGUUGCUUAUGGGUGAAAAGCCCCAACCUAUUGGUUCAAGCGUUGAGCACUAAUCCGGAGUACUUGAAAAACAAACAGAGCGAAUCAGAUUCGGUUGUGGAUUUCAAAGACUGGCAAGUGGGUACAGGUCGAAGAUUCAAGUCGCUCCGCUUAUGGCUAAUAUUACGCAGUUACGGUGUGAGUAAUCUUCAGGGUCAUAUCCGAUCCGAUGUCCAAAUGGCUAAAAUAUUUGAAGGGUUUGUAAAAUCCGAUCCGAGAUUCGAGAUAAUGACACCAAGAACAUUUGCAUUGGUCUGUUUCCGGUUGAAACCCACACACAAGUUGGACGGGUCGAAACACACCGAGAUGAUGAACGGUAAGUUGCUAGAGUGGGUGAACUCUUCGGGUCGGAUAUAUAUGACCCAUACAAAAGUGGGUGGUGAAUACUUACUAAGGUUUGCUGUGGGGACCACACUGACCGAGGAGCGCCAUGUGGUUUCCGCGUGGAAGCUGAUAAAAGAGGGAGCUGACGUAUUGCUGAAGAGUGCAUGAGAACUUCAUGCUACAAAUUAAAUUGAGACUUGUUUGUUCGUUUGAUUGCUUGCUUGCUCAUCAUUUAGUCUUUUUUUUUUUUUUUUUUUUUGUGCUGUUUGUUUUGGUGAUAUUUUUGAAGUGAUUUGUAAUAAAUGCAACAAAAUGCGUAUUCACAAUCAUUGCAACGUCACGUAAAUACCAGUGCUACGUAUUACCAGCCGUGACAUUAACAGAAAACGAGUGGGAUUAGAAUAGUGAGAAUCUUGACAGAUUACGAGAUGCAAGUUUUAAACGAAUAAAAAUAAUCUUGUAGUCUUCCUUUUUUUCUUUAAAUAUUUACAAUGAAAAAGAAAAGUUAGAGAAUCUAAAAUAAUUAAUGGGUUUGAAUCAUAUAAUUUAUUCCUAGCAAGAUGAAUUCAUUUUAGAAAAAAUUAUCUAGAUUUUAUAUGUGUUGUUUGUAUAUUAUGCCAAUUGACAUAUAUUUAUUAAUUUUAU
Ricinus communis (castor bean) is the source of this 1442-nucleotide messenger RNA. RefSeq names its product tryptophan decarboxylase TDC1. Lineage: Eukaryota; Viridiplantae; Streptophyta; Magnoliopsida; Malpighiales; Euphorbiaceae. Gene Ontology annotation, molecular function: carboxy-lyase activity; pyridoxal phosphate binding. Gene Ontology annotation, biological process: amino acid metabolic process. The transcript has a single exon. The record is from RefSeq and is a predicted model, not a curated record. The coding region runs from base 15 to 965 and encodes 316 amino acids.